GUCCGCCUCCAGUUGUUGCUUCCAUCGCUUGCCAAGUUGUGUUGAAUCUGACGCCCGUGCUCUCCCCACACCGUAGCCCCCACCUGGCACCCAAGUCGCCCCAUUCCCUGCAUGGUGCAGGUCAAAGAGAACAGCCCAUCUUCACCACCCGAGCGCAUGUCUUCCAGAUUGACCCCAGCACCAAGAAGAACUGGGUGCCUGCAAGCAAGCAAGCAGUCACUGUUUCCUACUUCUACGAUGUCACGAGAAACAGCUACCGGAUCAUCAGUGUGGAUGGAGCCAAGGUGAUCAUCAACAGCACAAUCACACCGAAUAUGACUUUCACCAAAACAUCACAGAAGUUUGGACAGUGGGCGGACAGCAGAGCCAACACAGUGUUUGGUUUGGGGUUUUCCUCUGAGCAGCAGCUGACAAAGUUUGCAGAGAAAUUCCAGGAGGUAAAAGAAGCUGCCAAACUAGCCAGAGACAAGUCCCAGGAGAAAACUGAGACCUCAAGUAAUCACUCGCAAGAAUCUGGGUGUGAAACCCCGUCUUGUACUCAGGCAUCCAGUGUCAAUGGGACUGACGAUGAAAAGGCCUCGCACGCGGGCGCAGUGGACGCACACCUCAAGUCCGAGAACGACAAGCUGAAAAUCGCCCUGACACAGAGUGCUGCCAAUGUGAAGAAGUGGGAGAUCGAGCUGCAGACCCUGAGAGAGAGCAAUGCCCGGCUGACCACGGCGCUGCAGGAGUCUGCAGCCAGCGUAGAGCAGUGGAAGAGGCAGUUCUCCAUCUGCAGAGACGAGAAUGACCGGCUCCGAAGCAAGAUCGAUGAGCUAGAAGAACAGUGCAGUGAGAUAAACAGAGAGAAGGAGAAGAAUACCCAGCUGAAGAGGAGAAUCGAGGAGCUGGAAUCAGAACUCAGAGAGAAGGAGACGGAGUUGAAAGAUCUCCGGAAACAAAGUGAAAUUAUACCUCAGCUCAUGUCAGAGUGUGAAUAUGUGUCUGAGAAGUUAGAGGCAGCAGAGAGAGACAAUCAAAACCUGGAAGACAAAGUGCGGUCUCUAAAGACGGACAUCGAGGAGAGUAAAUACAGACAGCGUCACCUGAAGGGGGAGCUGAAGAGCUUCCUGGAGGUGCUGGACGGAAAGAUCGACGACCUCCAUGACUUCCGGAGGGGGCUCUCCAAGCUGGGCACUGACAACUAGGGUCUGGCUCCACGGAUCAGACUGUGAGUCCCAAGUGUGUGUGACACUGUCAGGACCAGACAUCCUCCCGUUUGCAUUGUUUCUGUAAAUUCAGGUGCAGUUUUUUGUGUUUCCAAACCAGUUGUGCCGUCCACCCACUCCUCUCCAGCAUAGAAAUCUCUUGCUUCUCUGGCCUUGUGAGGUUGUGGACAACUGGAAGACUCUGACUCAGGAAUCUAGAACUAGUCUACCUUAAGCGCUCAUGCAGUCAGGGCAGGGAUGUUUGUAUCUUCCUUCCUUAAGGGCUGUUGCAACCCUAUGAACUGGAGGAAAAAUUAUUUUCUUAUCCAAAUAUUAAUAUCCUGUGUACAACAGCCAUUUUCCUUUCAUUGAAUAGCAUUAGCUCAAUCAAGGAGGGCAGGGAGACAGCCACUUCUGUCGGUAAACACUGGGGGCUCUUCAGUGACCCCUCAGCCGAGGCUCUAGGAGAAAGGAACGAGUCUCUGGUAGUUCCUGUCCUGGCAGGCACUAGCAUGGUUGCGCCGGUUCUUCUGUUUGUAUGGCUGCAACAACGUUCCUCUUCUGGGUUUUCAUUUCUGAACAGAUUCUGUGCUGUGAGAACAGCCGGUAGGGAGG
Molecule: messenger RNA, 1802 nt
Organism: Dipodomys ordii (Ord's kangaroo rat)
Lineage: Eukaryota; Metazoa; Chordata; Mammalia; Rodentia; Heteromyidae
Gene: Homer2
Product: homer scaffolding protein 2
Exons: 9
Coding region: 315-1187 (290 amino acids)
Biological process (GO): regulation of store-operated calcium entry; G protein-coupled glutamate receptor signaling pathway
Cellular component (GO): plasma membrane; cytoplasm; postsynaptic density
Molecular function (GO): G protein-coupled glutamate receptor binding
Source: RefSeq, a predicted model, not a curated record